UAGGGCGCUCGCGCGGGGUCGCGGAGCGCGGGUUGCUCUGCCACCGUCCGGCAUGAAGGUCUGGGGUCUUGCUGCUGCCUCCUCGUCGCUCCAGCGCCAUGGAAUGCCUGCGGAGCUUGACCUGGCUCCUGCCCCGCGCGGUGGGGCUGCCCCGGCGCACCCUGUGUGCUCUGGCCUUGGGCCUGACCCCUGCAGCUCGCCCUGUUGCCGCCUGCGGCCGCGCAGCCGAACUACUCGGAGGGAGCCGGGCCGCGCUGCUCUGCGGGCCCCGCCGGCUCCGCGUGGCAGGUGAAGUGCACCGGUUUAGAACUUCUGACGUCUCUCAAGCCACUUUAGCCAGUGUAUCCCCAGUGUUUACUGUGACAAAAUUUGACAAAGAGGGAAAUGUUACUUCUUUUGAAAGGAAGAAAACUGACUUAUAUCAAGAAUUAGGUCUUCAAGCAAGAGAUUUGAGGUUCCAGCAUUUAAUGAGCAUCACAACCAGAAACAAUAGGAUUAUCAUGAGAAUGGAGUAUUUGAAAGCUGUGAUAACUCCAGAGUGUCUCCUGAUAUUAGAUUAUCGUAAUUUAAAUUUGGAGCAAUGGCUAUUCCGGGAACUCCCUUCACAGUUGGCUGGAGAGGGUCAGCUUGUCACAUACCCUUUACCAUUUGAGUUUAGAGCUAUUGAAGCACUCCUGCAGUAUCGGAUCAACACCCUUCAGGGGAAACUUAGCAUUUUGCAGCCACUGAUCCUUGAGACGUUGGAAGCUUUAGUGGAUCCCAAACAUUCUUCUGUAGACAGAAGCAAACUUCACAUCUUGCUACAAAAUGGCAAAAGUCUAUCAGAGUUAGAAACAGAUAUUAAAAUUUUUAAAGAGUCGAUUUUGGAGAUCUUGGAUGAAGAAGAGUUGCUAGAAGAGCUCUGUCUAACAAAAUGGAGUGACCCACAAGUCUUUGAAAAAAGCAGUACUGGAAUUGACCACGCAGAAGAGAUGGAGUUGCUCUUGGAAAACUACUAUCGAUUAGCUGAGGAUCUUUCCAAUGCAGCUCAUGAACUUAGGGUACUGAUUGAUGAUUCACAGAGUAUUAUAUUCAUCAAUCUGGACAGCCACCGUAAUGUGAUGAUGAGGUUGAACCUGCAGUUGACCAUGGGAACCUUCUCUCUUUCGCUCUUUGGACUAAUGGGAGUUGCUUUUGGAAUGAAUUUGGAAUCUUCCCUCGAAGAGGACCAUAGAGUGUUUUGGCUGAUUACAGGAAUCAUGUUCAUGGGGAGUGGCCUGAUCUGGAGGCGUUUACUGUCAUUCCUUGGACGACAACUCGAAGCUCCUUUGCCUCCUGUGGUGGCCUCUUUACCUAAAAAGACUCUCCAGGCAGAUAGAAGGAUGGAAAUGAAACACAGCUUCAGGCCGGAUGGACUUGGAUCAAGCAGGAGCCUCCUCACAAACCGUUAGAAACAACCUGGUGGAUGCUGAAUUAUUUUUUUAUGGUAGUCACAGGAAACUUCAGAUACUCUUUUAAUACUUUCUUUUAUAGAGUCAGAGUCUUGAAAAAAAUCACUGACAUUUAAAUUAUAAGUCUGUGGUAAAAAUACUAUGGCAGUCAUCAUACUGGAACUUAAUUGCAUUUUCUGCAAUUAAGAAUUCUGAGUAAAGCAGCAAGGUGCUUGCUUUGUAAAAGGCCAAAAUUCUAUUUCCUACAAACUUAAAAAGCUGUUUUUAUAGACACGAUGUGAGGCAUGGAGGGAUUAACUUAACAAAAGAAUAGAUUUUAUUUUAUUUAUACAUAUCAAGAAAAGUGCGAUUUCAUGCCAAAUGAAGCCUAGAAACUUGACAAACCCACAGUUACAAGAUCAGGUAGCCGUAGUUUUUAGUCGGUACAGGGAAUCACGUGCUUUCAAAUUUCCUGACUCUCAGGUGACUGAAAAGCUAGCAAAAUAUAUAUCAACUUUAAAACAAGGACCGGAAGUUUGUGCUUUAAGUCAAUAUUUGAUAUAACCUUAUGUUCUUGUAUCUGUCCUCUUUUUAUAUAAAGGUGAAUAAAAAGAAGGAAAUGAUCAUUUAACAUCAGCUUUAUAUGGAUUCCAAUUAAUCAAGAUUUUACUUUCUCGACCCCUGAAACUAUUUUUGUUUGCUUGGCUAUGAUUAAAGCCUUUGGAAGUUGAGUUGAAAGGAAGUGUUUCCAUUAUGUUCCUGUUCUAUAGCUGCUCUGGUCAUGCCCUGAUUUUGAGAGUAGGUGGCUGUACUAAAGGAAGAUGGAUGUAGCCCAGCUAAUCUGUAUGCCAGCACCUCAAAAGUUGACCGAUGGGCUUCCUAAAACAAGGGAGUUUGAUAAAUUUUAGAAUUGUGAUCCUGUUUGUUUUCACAAUCAGAGACUGCGGUUUAAAACAAAUGGCUAAUAGUUGUAAGUGUCAAAGCUGCUAUCCUACUUAACAUCUUAACUACGUUUUUUAUAUUUUCUGGAGGUUAAAUACAGUUAUGCAGUAGAACAUUACAGUUAUACUUGCCUCCAAAAGUAGCAUUCUUGGAAGAUUCCAGAGUGUCCAGAGCAGCUCUUGCACUACAAAUACAGUAGUAAUAAAAGAAUAUGCAUACCCUACUUAUGUUGGGGGUACUUCAUACCCUAAUUGAUGUCAUUUGAGGAAGUUUAGGGGUCCAUUUACCACGUGGGUUUGGUGAUAGGAAUAAAAAUCCUAUUCCAAUAGCUGAUUUGAAAGAAAAUAAAUGAAGUUACUAGUAAAAUUUUCCCCACUCCCAUGUGUGGUUAUGAGCAGCCAUUAGAGGGAAGGUGUAGAAUAGAAUGGCAGAAACAGGCUGGGCUUGUCUUGGGUACCAAGUGGCUCACUUGGCACCUCUGGAUCAGGAGUAUGCUUUAUGGUGUGGUUGUCGGAAUGUGAACACACAGCACUCCCUAGCAUCAUAAAUCUGUGUGAUGAUUUUCAAGAUAAAGUACCUUUAAUAAUACUUAGAUUUCAUGGGGGCACUCUGCUUUGGCACAACUCAAAGCACUCUGCUGCUAUUUUUGGUCAUAUGUUAUCACUGUAAAAUAGGUAAUAAAUAUUACUUAACUGUGACAUAGGAGGAAGUGGAAGGCCAGAGGGCAAAAUUUGAUUUGACUGAGAUAUCAGGCAUUAGGAUAGAAUUUUGGUGAUCUUUCCUUGUAGUGAUACUCACUUAGUUUAUGGGCUUGGGUAAAAUAAUUUUUUUUAUAAGUUAUAAUUUUCCUCAUGAAAGGGAAAAUAAAUGCAACUACCUCAUAAGUCUGAUAAAGGGAAGUUACUGAUGGUCUGUAAAACUCUUAAAGGUGGUUAGAUCAAGUAUGGUUUCAAAAUGUUAACUAGCUCUGCUUUGGUGAUAGCAGGAUGCUUCCUACAUUAAGCUUCUCUUAAAUAAUAAAACAGACUAUGCCAAAAAAAAUAGGAAGUUUAGCAGUUUUAAAACAGACUGAGCACAUGAACUGCUAUUUGAAAGUGAAGUGAUAGAAUACCAAACACUCAGUUAUGUGAGUAAGCAAGCAACCAUAUCUGCUGUUUAACAUGUACAAGUAAGCACAAGGACUGAUACUCUUAACAGGCUGUCUUUGUCUUUGGAAGGCCUCUCAGGAAAUGUUGUGGAAUGGAUGUCAUUUUAGGAUGCUAUUAACACUUGCUUUAUUCUUGAUAAACAUAGACUGAUAAAUAACCACUAAAACAAUUUCAUAUUAAAACGCUGUUUAUGUUGAUGAGUUAUUUUGAGAGUUGUACACAGCUUUGUUUUUUGGAAUUGCAAUAUUAAACUCUCUUUAAAUUUAGGAUUUGCUUUCAUUAGUUUAGUGAUACCUGUGGAGGUGGUCUAAUGGGUGGUGCACAGAAUAGGGAAUACAGAGACCUGGUUUAUUUCCAAACUCACCUCAAAUCAUAAUUAGUCUCUUAGGUGUGUGAUACAAAGGCAUAAAACAAUUCUGAUCUUGAAGCCUUGAAGCAAGUUGUUACAUAUACAGAUAAUAGAAAGACAAAAAUUGCAACUAUGUAAAUGUGUUAUCUUGAAAUAAAGGUAAUUUUGAAUUAAA
Diceros bicornis minor is the source of this 4023-nucleotide messenger RNA. RefSeq names its product magnesium transporter MRS2 (gene MRS2). The record is from RefSeq and is a predicted model, not a curated record. Gene Ontology annotation, molecular function: magnesium ion transmembrane transporter activity. The transcript is spliced from 11 exons. Gene Ontology annotation, cellular component: mitochondrial inner membrane. Lineage: Eukaryota; Metazoa; Chordata; Mammalia; Perissodactyla; Rhinocerotidae. Bases 99 to 1430 code for a protein of 443 amino acids. Gene Ontology annotation, biological process: mitochondrial magnesium ion transmembrane transport.